AUGAUAUACCUCCCUAGAAAGCUCAUCCGGAAUAAUAAAGCCCCCCCUCAAACGCUUCAAUCUGAAGAAACUACAUUUGUCACAACUAUCGUCUCCAACACCGCUAUGUCGUACAACCACGCAAACAAUGGAUUUUUCUCAGAAAUGGGACCUUCGGGCCAUUUUCUUAACCCGAUGUUCCAGUGUCUGUGGAGCGGAUCAGAUGGCUCGCGCUGCAACUACCCAUUUUUUGCCCACGAACUUUCUGCUCACCUCCGUGAAUAUCAUGGAAUUCGGGGUGCAGACAAGUCGCGCGUCCAUUGCUGUUGGAAUGAUUGCAACAAGGAGCUCAAUAAAGAGAGCCUCUCUAGGCAUGUGGAGGAAAGGCACCUCAGGAUUAUAUAUCCUUGCGAUACCUGCAACAAGACUUUCACGCGCCAAUACAAUCUCAAUGACCACAAGAACAAUUGCCCGGUUCAGCAGCAGUAG
Molecule: messenger RNA, 468 nt
Organism: Suillus subaureus
Lineage: Eukaryota; Fungi; Basidiomycota; Agaricomycetes; Boletales; Suillaceae
Exons: 2
Coding region: 1-468 (155 amino acids)
Source: RefSeq, a predicted model, not a curated record